Messenger RNA from Aspergillus welwitschiae, 690 nucleotides. RefSeq lists its product as uncharacterized. The transcript is spliced from 6 exons. The record is from RefSeq and is a predicted model, not a curated record. Lineage: Eukaryota; Fungi; Ascomycota; Eurotiomycetes; Eurotiales; Aspergillaceae. Gene Ontology annotation, molecular function: 3'-5' exonuclease activity; nucleic acid binding. Gene Ontology annotation, biological process: nucleobase-containing compound metabolic process. Bases 1 to 690 code for a protein of 229 amino acids.
AUGCUGCUCGGCCUUGUCCAGAUACGAGAUUUGGGAGCCUACUACCUCCUUACGAAACCUAUCAUUAUCAUGUCUGGUGUACAGGAACCUACUGGUGCGGUAGGGACAGACAAGGACAGAGGGGAGAGUGAAAUCUUGGUUAAUCAUCGGGUCAAGGAAGAGCACAAAGUCCUGGCCAGAAAAAUACCUUCAACAGAGAACGCGACCUCGCGCAAUGGGAUUCCGAAAGUCUUCUUUGAUGUCCGCAAUGACUCCGUUGCCAUGUUCCAUCAGUAUCAGGUGAAACUGGCAGGCAUUUAUGACCUGCAGGUCAUGGAGGUGGGCACCAGGGCACGUCCCGGGAAAUACUUGGCCGGGCUGGCCAAGUGUAUUUCGCGGGAUGCGCCCAUGACCCCCUUUGAGAAGGCCAUCUUCAAUUCUCGGCCCCUUUCGAAAGAUGUAGUGGAAUAUUGCGUACAAGACGUUCAAUUCUUGCCUCGACUGUGGCAGACCUACAGUCGGGCUCUUACUCCGACCUUAAGACGGAAGGUCCAGGCUGAGGUGAGAGAUCGGACCGUACUCAGCCAGUCUCCGCAGUUUAACGGCAAAGGAAUCAAUAUGGUCUUACCUCCACAGAUCUCAGAGACAGAGACAGAGUGUCCAAUCACAAACGACAAAGGCCAUGAUGUGAUUAUCUUGAUAGUUGUUUAG